Messenger RNA from Ornithorhynchus anatinus (platypus), 1161 nucleotides. It is a transcript of the gene NTMT1, whose product is annotated as N-terminal Xaa-Pro-Lys N-methyltransferase 1. NCBI's taxonomy places the organism in Eukaryota, Metazoa, Chordata, Mammalia, Monotremata, Ornithorhynchidae. The record is from RefSeq and is a predicted model, not a curated record. The coding region runs from base 80 to 751 and encodes 223 amino acids. The transcript is spliced from 4 exons. Gene Ontology annotation, molecular function: N-terminal protein N-methyltransferase activity. Gene Ontology annotation, cellular component: cytoplasm.
GCCGCCCCCCCCUCCGCCCCUCCGGCCGUCGUGUGAGGAGGCGAGGCGUCCCCGGGCCCCCGCGCGCCCCGGGGCCAGCAUGACCAGCGCGGUGGUGGAAGACGAGGCCCAGUUCUACACCAAGGCGGAGAAGUACUGGAAGGACGUCCCGCCCACGGUGGACGGCAUGCUGGGGGGGUACGGCCACAUCUCCAGCAUCGACAUCAACAGCUCCAAGAAGUUCCUGCAGCGGUUCCUGAGGGAGGGCCCGAACCGAACGGGAACCACCUGCGCUUUGGACUGCGGGGCCGGGAUCGGGCGCAUCACCAAGCGGCUGCUCUUACCCUUAUUCGAAAUGGUGGACAUGGUGGAUGUGACGGAGGAUUUUCUGACUAAGGCCAAGACCUAUUUGGGAGAGGAGGGCAAGCGGGUAAGGAACUAUUUCUGCUGUGGCCUGCAGGACUUCAGCCCCGAGCCUAACUCGUACGAUGUCAUCUGGAUCCAGUGGGUGAUAGGUCACCUGACGGACGAGCACCUGGCCGACUUCCUGCGGCGGUGCAAGCUGGGCCUGAGGCCCAACGGCAUCGUCGUCAUCAAAGACAACAUGGCCCAGGAGGGCGUGAUCAUGGACGACGUGGACAGCAGCGUGUGCCGGGACCUGGAGGUGGUGCGCGGGAUCGUCCGCCUGGCGGGCCUCGACCUCCUGGCCGAGGAGCGGCAGGAGAACUUCCCCGACGAGAUCUACCACGUCUACAGCUUCGCCCUGAGAUGAGGCCCCGCCCGGGGGGGGAGAGGACCCGACGGACCGGCUAGGUACGACGGGGCCGGGGAGCCGGGGCGGGGGGCCGCCCCCCUCUCGCCGCCCGGGCGGCGGAGAGCCGAGCCGGCUCCGCGGAUCCGCGGGCUCUCUCCCGGGGUUUUAAAAAAGCGAAACAGAAAACCCCCGCCUAGGCUGCCGUGAUCCCGGGAGGGGGACUCGCACCUCGCCCUUUCCCAGCUCCGGGGGCUGCGCGGCCAGAGCCCGAGGGGGCUGGAGCUCUCGGCCUCCCCAAGGAGCGGCUCAGGCCCCCCCCCCCCCCCCCCCCCCCGACGGGGGCGAGGGAGACCCGGCGGCCUGUCGGUCUCCCCGCUCUCUGUGCCUUUACCGCCGUCCCCUCGGAAAUAAAAAGCGAAUUCACGUGA